Messenger RNA from Oryzias latipes (Japanese medaka), 3619 nucleotides. RefSeq names its product transcriptional repressor p66-alpha. Gene Ontology annotation, cellular component: NuRD complex. Gene Ontology annotation, molecular function: sequence-specific DNA binding. Gene Ontology annotation, biological process: negative regulation of transcription by RNA polymerase II. Lineage: Eukaryota; Metazoa; Chordata; Actinopteri; Beloniformes; Adrianichthyidae. The record is from RefSeq and is a predicted model, not a curated record.
AGUAACACUUCUCCGCAGAGCCAAAGGUUGAGCUCUUUGGUGGGAGCGGGGGGAGAAAGGGGGGUAGCCCGGCCACAUUUUAUUUUAUUUAUGGUUUCCCCAGUCGGGCAGCUUUGUAAACGUAAAAAGUGGAGUUGAUUCUGUGCGCUAGAAGUCGUUACAUGAGGUGAGGAUUACUACGUUACAUCGCCGGCGGCUCGUCGGCGGCAAGCGGAGUCCGUGGGCCGGUUGGUGAAAUUUAUGAGUUCCGAGUCGAAGGUUUUUCCUCAGGAGGGAACACACAGGGAAUGUCGGAAGAGGCUGUACGUCAGACACGCAGCCAGAAGAGGGCGCUGGAGAGAGAGGCUGCCCCGCAGAGUACCGGGCCCACUGGUGCCGACAAUGACAGCAAAAAGCCUAAAUUGGACCCGACUCACCCUGAGACAGAGACUCAGAACGAACCCGCGACUGACGUUUUACUGUCACAGGACAUUCAGAGCCAGACCAGACCUGGAUCGGACCACGGGAAGGAACAGGAGGCCGAGCAGGGCCCGCUGUUGUCGUCGUCUUUAGCGUUGCCUUUGACCUCUCAGCCAGAUACGGAGGAUCGGACACAGAGACAGCAGAUGGUUGAAGCCAACUCAGACAAUCGGACUGACUGCAAUGACAGAACCAAGAAGGUGAAGGCGGAGGCGCCUGCGGAUAUGAGGAGCCGGGUCCCGCAGUCGGAGCAGAAGGUGCCCGGUGGCAUGUUGGCUGCAGGCGAGGUGAAGGCCACCAUUAAGGUUGAGGUUCAGGCGGAGCAGCCUGUGGACAUGAGCACCUCCAAAAGUAUAAAAAGGGAGAAGCGAGCGCCGUCCCCUGAAGAUGACGACGUUAUCAUCCUGUCAGAUAAUGACUCUCCCAGUCCACCGGUGAACGGCCUCAGUCACUUUAAAGAGCUGGACACAGACCUGCUCAUGAAGAGCAGCCCUGCAGAGAGGGAGCGCAUCAUUAAGCAACUGAAGGAGGAGCUGAGACUGGAAGAGGCCAAGCUGGUGCUGCUAAAGAAACUCCGACAGAGCCAAAUACAGAGGGACACUCUGCAGAAGCCGUCUGGAUUAUCCAGUUCCACUGCUCCUCCUCCCCUAAUUCGAGGAACGAUCACAAGCAAUAAAGGCUCUCAGCAGAUCUUGACUGCAAGAAGUUCGAGCACAGUCAUCCCGCCUCCUCUGGUACGAGGAGGGCAGCAGGUGUCGUCCAAACACGGCUCCCAGAUCAUCAUGCCACCUCUGGUAAGAGGAGCACAGCCCAUCUCUGUGUCUCCACAGCAGAUCCAGGCUCUCCGCCAGCAGCAGCAACAGCAGCAGUUGGCCGCAACCGGUGGGUCGGGAUCAGGACCUCCUCCCUUGCUCUUGGGCCCCAGGACCUCAGCCUCUUCGUCCCAGGGUCAGAGGGGCCUGGUCCAAUCCGGCCUCAUGAGAGUCGGCGGCAGCACACUGGCGUCACCUUCCGGUAUGAAGGGCUCGUCCUCAGGAGGCAGCGGCGUGUCCGUGGUUGGCGUCAAUGACUCUCCUGCCAGCAGGCAAGCUGCAGCUAAACUGGCCCUGCGGAAACAACUGGAGAAGACCCUUCUGGAGAUCCCCCCACCCAAGCCCCCCGCCCCCGAGUUUAACUUUCUGCCCUCGGCAGCCAAUAAUGAGUUCAUCUAUCUGGUCGGGCUGGAGGAGGUGGUGCAGAAUCUGCUUGAUACCAUCCACAGAGGAAAGACUGGUUCUCUUCCGACCAAGCUAGGAAACAGAGAGCCCUUUAUCUGCUCCCAGUGCAAUACUGACUUCACCUGCCGCUGGAGGCAGGAUAAGGCUAAAGGAGGGGUGGUGCUCUGUGAAGACUGCAUGUCUUCCAACCAGAAGAAGGCUUUGAAAGCCGAGCAUACGAAUAGGCUGAAAGCUGCGUUUGUGAAGGCACUGCAGCAAGAGCAGGAAAUAGAGCAGCGCAUAAUUCAGCAGGCGUCCUCACCGGUCUCCCACAGUACCUCUUCAUCGUCUUCAUCCGGCUCCUCGCUGAAGGCGGAGCAGCUGGUGGCUCAGCAGCUGAAGCAGGUUCAGGCUCGAGUGUCCUCCCUGCAGCACCAUCACCAGGUCAGCCAGGCAGCCAGCCUGGUUCAUCAUCACUCCAUCAAGCAGAGCUCCAAGGGCCAUCUGUCCCAUGGUGUGGGAGUCAGAGGCAUCCCCCACUCCUUCUCCUCCUCCUCCCAGCUGCAGAGUGCAGUGGCCGCCGCAGCCCUGGUCAGCCGGCCAGGUAAGCAUGCCCAUGUUUCCCACCGCUCUGUCCAGAGUUCAAAGGUGAGCAGCAGUGGAAUCGGCGGGAGCAGGAAUGUCAGCGGAGGUAGUGCCUCAUCUACUGCAUGGAAGAAGCAGAGCAACAGCAAUACAGGAGUGACCAUGGCCUACGUGAACCCCAGCCUGACGGGUCACAAGACUUCCGCCACAGUAGACGCUCGUCAGAGGGAGUACCUGCUGGACAUGAUCCCCUCUCGCUCGUCCAUCUCGCAGACUGCAAACACGUGGAAAUAACUCGAUUCAAAGUACUCUCCUGCCCAGAAUUAGUUUAUGUCAAAGUUCCUCUGCUACAAUAUAAUGAUCCACAGCACCCCCGCAGGACCGAUAAGCAACUGCAGUCUUUCAACGUUCCUGAAUCACCUUUGUAUGCUUUUUAUUUCACCAUUUCUGUUGUAUAUUUUGAAGUUUGCUGUUCUUUGAUAACUAUGCAGAAACCAUUUUUCACCUGAGUGGGGCAAAAGAUAGAACAUUACUUGAAGGGCUUCCCCUGGGCUCUAUUCUCCAUGUUCUGUAAUCUGUUAGGAGACGUGUGUGAGUCCUCCGUUUAAGAACCAGGACUCUCCUUUAGACUCAUUAGCUCCCUUCUGCCAUAAUGUGGGUCAAACGGACCCGGUCUCUGACACUUGAAUGGCUUUUGUCACACUCUAGAGUUUCCAUUCAACACACAUGUUUAUUUUAAGCAAAACAAAUAAAUAAAAAUAAGUAACCAAGUUGUAAAAUUUCCAUUAAACCACCUCUGUAGUUAAAGGUUUGACUUUAUUUUGUAUUUGCAGUAAGUUAUUUGUUUUAUGACUGAGGUGAAAAUUCCCUCAGUUUGGUUUCCACUGAUGAAGAGUUUAUUCUAGCUUCGUCUUUUUUUUUCUCCUCCUGUUUAACAGCAUGAUUAUCUUUCUGCCCGUUUUGCACCUUAGGUGAAGAAGCGCGGUGUCAUUGGUCAUCUGUAAUUAUUACCAUAUGUAAUUUGCUUAUUUUAUAUUGAUGUCAACUUUGUACGAUUAUUUUUGAGUGUUACAUCACUGAGAAAUGCAAAACUCUGAAGGAGCUGAUUUUUGCCACACUCAAAUCAGAGACCUUGCCUUUGACAUUGAUCUACAGUCCCUGACGUGGGACAUAUGCAGUCCUCCUGAGUUACUUCCUGAAGGAAUUCCCACCUGCCGAGAUUUUGGAUUACACACAAAACCAUUUUGAAUUCUUAACCAUGUUGCUUUUUUUUCCUGCUUUCCAAUAUUCUUACUUGCAUCAUUCAGACUUAUGUUGACAUUUAUUUGGUUUAUUUUUUCUUAGCUCCUAAAGAAAUAAAAAAAUUAUAAAUUUUAAAA